Molecule: messenger RNA, 588 nt
Organism: Microthlaspi erraticum
Lineage: Eukaryota; Viridiplantae; Streptophyta; Magnoliopsida; Brassicales; Brassicaceae
Source: the annotation of a GenBank genome assembly
AUGAAGACACAGCUCUUCUCAGAGAGAAAUACCGCAAAGAGGAGCUCGCAUACGCUUCCCCAGGUGCAAAGAAAACUGCAUCAGCUGAACCACCUUCGCAGAGUAAAGGACAUAGACGAUAUGCUGGUCAAAUCCUCUAGGGAAACAGACCACGUCGCACAGCUCCGGGUAUGCUUCUCCAUACUUAACAAGUACGGCAUGAAGCUGAACCCGACUAAGUGUACAUUCGGAGUUCCGUCUGGCGAGUUCCUCGGUUACCUAGUAACUGAACGCGGAAUCGAGGCGAACCCGAAGCAAAUCUCUGCCCUCUUAGAUAUGCCUUCUCCAGAAAAUACUAGAGAAGUACAACGGUUAACCGGUCGAAUAGCAGCCCUUAAUAGGUUCAUUUCCCGGUCAACCGACAAGUGUCUUCCAUUUUACCAGCUCCUCCGAGGAAAUAAAAAAUUCCUCUGGGACGAAAAAUGCGAAGAAGCUUUCAAACAGCUCAAAACUUACCUCAGCGAACCUCCUAUACUGGCAAAACCAGUAGAAGGAGAACCGCUAUACCUUUACAUCGCGGUCUCGCCUGCAGCGUCAGCGGGGUCUUAG